AUGAGUAAUAAUGACGAAUUGAUCUCUCAAUUUUUGGCCUUUACAGGCAGUUCCGAUACGGCGAAAGCCAGCAGUUACUUGGAAAUGAGUGCUGGCAAUGUCGAAACGGCCGUUGGUUUAUUUUUGGAGCAUGAAGGAGGCGGCGGCAGUGGAGCCGCUGGUGGAGCUGCUGCUGGCGGCACGGGUGGAGGCAUGCCAGAUGUCCGUGCUCCCGACGCUACUCGAACCAUGCGGCUCAUGGACGACGGCCCAAUGUUUGGCGGAGGCAGCAUGAUGAUGGGUGGAGGAGGGGCGAAUCAGGCCAUGAUGGGCAUGAUGGAACACAUGUUGGAAGACUCGCUUAGGUAUUCGGCCUUUGCGGAUGACCGCGACAAUAUUCGCGAUACCGUCAAUGCUUCUGCUACUUCUUCCAACUCGAGACGCCGGCGGCGCAAUACGAACAACAGCGACGAAAACAUGGCCAUUGAUGUUGAUGCCGACGAGAAUAACCAAGACGACAACAACAACAACAACAACAACACUAACAACAGUAAUAGCAACAUGGACGAUGGAGACGACGAUGACAUGGAGGAAUAUGACUACGAUGAUGAUGAUGACGACGAGGACGGCGAUGAUGAUGGUGGUGCUGCGCAAUCGCAAGUGGCCCGUCUUGCCGAUAUUUUUGCCGCUCCCGAUCAUCUCAUGUUCAAGGAAGGUGGCUUUGAAGGGGCUCGGACCAUGGCCAAAGACAAUAAACGAUGGUUAUUAGUCAAUAUUCAACGCGACAAUGAAUUCUCAUCGCACGCAUUGAAUCGGGAUGUCUGGAGAGACGAGUUGGUGGAGAAUUUGAUUCGAGAAGGCUUUAUUUUUUGGCAGACUAUGGAUGUUUCUCCGGAAGGAAAGACCUAUAUUCAACGCUACAAGGUUGGCGAUUUCCCACACGUUGCCUUUAUUGAUCCUCGUACUAGACGGUUGCUAUGGAGAAAGGAGGGGUGGACCCAAGAGAAUCCACUCACGGCGGAAAGCUUUGCGGAAUAUGCCAUGGACUUUUGUUCCAAGUAUACCUUUGAUAAGCCACCCGUGGCGCCGCGUCCUGGGGCAGCAAGAGCACCGCCCAAGAAAAAGGCCAUGAACGAGAUGUCGGAAGCUGAACAACUACAAGCAGCCAUGCGAGCCAGUCUUGAAGAUAUUAGUCCGGCUUCCGAAGGCAAGAUGGAGGAUGGUGAUGAUGAUGACGAACAAGAGGUUCAAGUAUUGGAACCAGACGAGAAUGGAAAACCAAGGGCAGUCGAAUCGAAGGAAGAAGCCAAACCAUCACUAUUGGACGAACUCUUGGCCAUGACCUUGGGCGAAGAACCGGCAAAGGGUGCCCGUGUCAUGAUUCGAACGCCGGAUGGCAAGCGCAAUGUUCGCAAGUUUGAUGCAUCUCAAACGGUCAAAACAAUAUAUGCCCACUUUGUUCAGUCCAGUGACGAGGCCAAGGGUGGAAAGGAAUUUAUUCUGCAAGAGUCUGGCUUUCCACCGAAGGAUCUGUUGCCUGAUAUUGAUCAAACAAUAGCAUCCCGCAACUUGUCAGGGGCUGCCUUGACUUUGAGAUGGAAGGACUAA
Cylindrotheca closterium is the source of this 1587-nucleotide messenger RNA. Lineage: Eukaryota; Bacillariophyta; Bacillariophyceae; Bacillariales; Bacillariaceae. The record is from the annotation of a GenBank genome assembly.